Amoebophrya sp. A120 is the source of this 2416-nucleotide messenger RNA. The record is from the annotation of a GenBank genome assembly. NCBI's taxonomy places the organism in Eukaryota, Dinophyceae, Syndiniales, Amoebophryaceae.
CUUCAUUUCGGAGCCACUAGAAUUAUUCCAGACAGGGUCGUGCAGGGUCGAGAAACUUUCGAAAAUGCAACUCGAACUCCUAAAACUAAAUCUAAGCUCCAAGUGAAAUUUCGCAACUGCAAUUCGGUUCCGAACCUCGUGAGAGCACGUAUCGCAGAAAAUGAACACAAGAAUCGCAACUACACUCCAUACCUAGCUAACGUAACAGAUCAGUCACAAAUCAAUCAAAAUCAAAAUGACUUCUUCUAGCAAGGAGGUUUUUUCUUCAAAGAGGGAGGGUAGCGCUAUUGCUAUUGCUAUCGGAUGGACACCACGAAUAGUACGAUCUAGAAUUUUGAGUUUUUGACUAGCAAGAGAAAGUACCAAGCAGUGUGCUGCCAUCAAAUUUUUGAAAAGAUCUCUAGCUGUUGAAGCACCUACAGUAACCAGAAUCACAAAGCUCUUUGCUGCAGUUUUGCCCAUUCUCAAAACCAAAAAAUUUUCAAUCCACAAAUGACUACAGGACCACCCAUUUUUUACUAGCACUGCCAUUGCACAACGAUUCCGAUACGUGUAUAAUUAGACUUCUGCAUUUGCACCCACGACAUUAGUUACCUUCAUCUUGAAUCAAGAAAACCAAGCACCAAAAACCUAUCACCAUGUCGGACGACUGGGAAGACGAGGACAACUGGUCCGAGGAGGAGAAGGAGGACGACUGGGAGGGAGCGGAUGACUCUUAUGCAUUGCAAAUGUAUCGUGCUAAGUAUAAAUCGCAUUACAAAUUUGCUCAGCAUGAGAAAUGGAAUUUGUUUUACAACCUUGACAAGAGGAUUUGUCAUGCAUAUUAACUGCAAUUAGUUUAGUACGAGUGCGAUGCUUUUGCCAUGUAUAAUUCUUCUUCAAAAACUAAACCAACAACCUCCGCCCCGGCUGGUGCGACGACGACUCCGACAACAACGCAGAAGAAGGAAGUAGAACACGAUGACGACAACUACGAGAUUCUGGAUCAGGACAACAAAACUUCUUCUGUCUUCAGCUCCAGUACCACUCCGCCGGUGAUUGUGAACAAAUCCGACGCCCCGUCAGAGAUCCAGAGCAGUCCGAGUCCGGCGAAGGAUAAGAAGAAGGAGACUUUGCUCCCUGAAUUGACAACCGGUAAUAUCGACGCUUUGAACAAAAAGGACGGCUCUGUGCAAACGAUCAACAGCUUUGAGAGCUUUGAAGUGAAGCAGAUGCAGGACGUGGAGAAGUUGAUCACGCAGUUCUUACAGCCGAAAUUGUUUCCAGCAUCUUCCGCGGAAAACGAGAAACAGUCGGUGAAAUCGGGUACAACUGGUGCUACCACGAACAAAAAAGGCGUUGUUUCCAAAAACGCGCACGGGAAAUGCCUAUCCCUCGCGGUGGAGAAGCAGUUUGCGAAGUUAGAGUUGAAGCAGAUGGAGGCUUUUCAGGGGGAAUUGACGAAGUUGAUCACGAAAAAGAAAAAGGAGGAAAAAGAAGCGGAGCAAAACGCGAAGAAGGAGCAGGUCAAAGCGGAUCUGGAGCAGAAAAAGGCAGAGGAGGAGAGGUUGAAAAAGGAGGCGGAGGAGAAGGGGGAGGCGUACGUGAACGACGAGGACUUCUUCGCGGGGUUGGAGUAAAAGAUUUGUGCAAGAUGAACAACUUGAACUUCUUCUUCGACCGAUCAUCUCUUCUUCGAUUUCGCGUAAGAACGGCGUGCUAGCAGGUGCAAAGAUUGUCAUUGUCGUGCGGCGCAGAGACGGUGUUUAUUGCAGGUACGUGAACGUGAAUAAGAAUAACAUCAGUUUGGAGGAGUUGCUUGUUUUUCCUCGCAUGAUCAUGUAGUUCAUGACGCCUUUUUACCGCAUCGUUUUUUGAUGCUGUGCUGAAUUUUUUGCUCCGCUGAGAUAACUCAAAAGAAAAAACAUCACUAUCAGGUUCUACUCCUCGAUACCAGUAAGAGCCUUGCAGACCCGUCGUCCCGGCUACCGCCAGAUGAUGAAACGAUGAUUCUGCACCUGCCACGAUUCGCAGCUUGCAAAGGUGGAAGAAGAUUUGAUCGCUGAUUACUUUUUUGCUCCGAGGAUCCAUCGAAUUAACGUGGGUUCAGACGAGCGUGUCGACUACACGAAGAUUUCAUCUUUCGGGUCGACGAAAAAAGCAACGCAUUUGGCAGUAGUUUGCUUCCAUCCACCUCCCCGGGUGGAGCGGCCACUGCUGGCAUACUUGACGGGAACGUUCAGAGAUGAAGAGGAGCUUCUAUGAACUUUAACUUUCACAUUUUCCUUCUUUACACGACUUUUAUCUUUACGCAGAAAUAAUCUUAAUAUCUACCCCUGCAGUGCUACCCAAUUUCAUCCAGAAGUUGAAGAUUUCACAAGGACCUUGCUUGUUAAAUUUCACGCCGGCUUCUACCCCAUCAACAACUUUGUGAUGC